GGAGUAGAGAAGGUGGGAGACCCAAGAAUAGCCCCCUCCUGGAAUACAGAAGGUGGGAGACCCAAGAAUAGCCCCCUCUGGAAUAGAGAAGGUGGGAGACCCAAGAAUAGCCCCCUCUGGAAUAGAGAAGGUGGGAGACCCAAGAAUAGCCCCCUCUGGAAUAGAGAAGGUGGGAGACCCAAGAAUAGCCCCCUCUGGAAUAGAGAAGGUGGGAGACUCAAGAAUAGCCCCGUAUGGAAUAGAGAAGGUGGGAGACCCAAGAAUAGCCCCGUAUGGAAUACAGAAGGUGGGAGACCCAAGAAUAGCCCCGUAUGGAAUAUAGAAGAGGGGAAGACCCAAGAAUAACCCCGUAUGGAGUAGAGAUGGUGGGAGACCCAAGAAUAGCCCCUUAUGGAGUAGAGAUGGUGGGAGACCCAAGAAUAGCCCUGUAUGGAAUAGAGAAGGUGGGAAACCCAAGAAUAGCCCCGUAUGGAAUACAGAAGGCGGGAGACCCAAGAAUAGCCCCGUAUGGAGUAGAGAAGGCGGGAGACCCAAGAAUAGCCCCGUAUGGAAUACAGAAGGCGGGAGACCUAAGAAUAGCCCCGUAUGGAAUACAGAAGGCUGGAAACCCAAGAAUAGCCCCGUAUGGAAUAGAGAUGGCGGGAGAUGCAAGAAUAGCCCCCUCUGGAGUAGAG
Molecule: messenger RNA, 674 nt
Organism: Staurois parvus
Lineage: Eukaryota; Metazoa; Chordata; Amphibia; Anura; Ranidae
Source: the annotation of a GenBank genome assembly